GGGUAAGGCUGGGCCUUGGGGCUACUGGGCUCGGCUGGGGCUGAGUCCUGCACUCACUCCCUCCCUGCUUCUGCCAAAACUGCUGCCUCCUCCACUCCCUCUACCCGGACCCCUGGAACCCAGUUGGAGGGCACCUGAAGACACCAGCAGAGAGGAGGAGACUGAGGCCCACAGAAGGGAAGAGACUUACCUAAGAUCACAAAGCAAGUACACCCCUCCCAAGAAGUCAAGAUGUCGAGCAAACGGGCCAAGGCUAAGACCACAAAGAAACGUCCCCAGAGGGCUACGUCCAAUGUUUUUGCCAUGUUUGACCAGUCUCAGAUUCAGGAAUUCAAGGAGGCCUUCAACAUGAUUGACCAAAAUCGAGAUGGAUUCAUUGACAAAGAGGAUCUCCAUGACAUGCUGGCUUCCCUCGGGAAGAACCCCACAGAUGAGUACCUGGAAGGGAUGAUGAGUGAGGCCCCUGGGCCUAUCAAUUUUACCAUGUUCCUGACCAUGUUUGGAGAGAAGCUGAAUGGGACAGAUCCUGAGGACGUUAUUCGAAAUGCCUUUGCCUGCUUUGAUGAGGAGGCCUCAGGAGUCAUCCAUGAGGACCACCUUCGGGAGCUGCUCACCACCAUGGGUGACCGAUUCACAGAUGAGGAGGUGGAUGAGAUGUACCGAGAGGCCCCCAUCGACAAGAAGGGCAACUUCAACUACGUGGAGUUCACCCGGAUCUUGAAGCAUGGGGCCAAGGACAAGGAUGACUAAUCAGCCCACCCUCCCAGUCCUUGUGCCCCCCACAGUCUUGCCACCUCACUCCCAACUUCCAUGCUCCUCAUGCCCCUUGCAUUCCACACAGCUGCCAUGUACCAGGAAGGUUGAUGAGCUCUUGCCUGGCCCUAGAUCUGACACAUCUGCAGAGCAGGAAGGCUGAGAGCCCCUGGGCUUUGGGGAUGGGUGUCCCUUGGCUCUUGUCAAAGGGAAUGGGACCUCAGGCCUCUAGGAUGCCUGAAGGGAUAUUCAGGGGAAGGCGGAUCUCUUCCUUGGCAAGUACCAGGCCUGGGCUCCAGGAGACACUUGCUUCAUAGCUUAUCCACCACACACUACAGUCCAAGGCCCCAAACAAGGGAAGGACCAGUCCAAGUCAUCUGGCCAAAGCUGACCACCUGCCCCCUUUUCCAUUGGCCUGCAGGGACCAACUUUCCCUCGGCCCCAGUCCCUUGCCACUGCCUCAUCUGGUUAUUGUGGCCUAUUUCAUGGUGAUACAUUCCUUGUUCUUACAGGGGACCCUAAAACAUUCCUCCUUCUCUCUUGUGUCCCCUGCACACACCCUGCCCUUUCAGCAUCAUUCACCUGCCUCACCAAAGGUACACAGAGGAGAGGAGCAUGGCACAAACACCCUGUCCAGCUUCCAGACAGGGGUUCAAGUGGGUGUCCAAGGAAGUGUAUCUUAUUGGGUGUGCACCCAUGCAUGUUAAAGCAAGUGUGUGGCUUGUGUGAAUCCAUGUGUAUGUGUGAUUAUAUGUUUAUGUACGUAUACAUCUGUGUAAUGUAAUGUGUUCAGGUGCAUGUGUUUCCAAGGCUUAACACUGACUUUAGAUUUUGGGAAGAAAGACAAAGAAAGACUGCCCAAAAUAGAAGACACUAGCCCAAGCAGACUCAGUUCUUCUCUGUGCAGUGGAGGGGUAAGGAAUAGGGAGGGUUGCUCAUCUGGGAUUUCAAGGUCAGGUACUCGGGGGAUGGGGAUGGGAUUUCUCCAAAGGCCAUAUCCUGACAUCUUUACCAUAGCCCUGUCCUCCUCUGUCCCCUCCCCUGCUCUGACAGUCUUCUGGAUCCCCUGCCCAAAGACCUGUUGUCCCCCUGAGCUACAACCCCCAUUACUCUGGACACUCCUUCCCUUUCUUCUCCAUCCUCUGAAAAUCAGUUUCUUUUGUCUCUACCUCCCCACUCUAGAAGAAAAAAAAAGAAGCCAGAACUUUGGUUCAAA
Molecule: messenger RNA, 1969 nt
Organism: Vombatus ursinus (common wombat)
Lineage: Eukaryota; Metazoa; Chordata; Mammalia; Diprotodontia; Vombatidae
Gene: MYL9
Product: myosin light chain 9
Exons: 5
Coding region: 232-750 (172 amino acids)
Biological process (GO): platelet aggregation; myofibril assembly
Cellular component (GO): cytoplasm; myofibril; stress fiber
Molecular function (GO): calcium ion binding
Source: RefSeq, a predicted model, not a curated record